This is a messenger RNA of Cajanus cajan (pigeon pea), 4775 nucleotides long. The record is from RefSeq and is a predicted model, not a curated record. NCBI's taxonomy places the organism in Eukaryota, Viridiplantae, Streptophyta, Magnoliopsida, Fabales, Fabaceae.
UUUCUCACACCUCUCCGCUUCUCCCCUAUCCCUCGCGUUUCAAUGCCUGCCAAAUCCGUCGGCAAAGUCCAAAUAGUGCCAAGCUGUUCCUUUAUCUCGCGAAUUCGGCAUUCGAUUCAGUUCAUAUUACUUCUUCCCCUCAUUUGACUAUAGGGUUCUUCCCAUGGCGCCUAGCCGCAGAAAGGGCCACAGUAAGGCGGCGGCGGCGGCGGCCGCUUGCCACCAGUGGAAGGUGGGCGAUCUUGUACUUGCCAAAGUCAAGGGCUACCCUGCAUGGCCUGCCACGGUCAGUGAGCCGGAGAAGUGGGGUUACUCCAUUGAUUGGAAGAAAGUGCUUGUUCACUUCUUUGGAACCCAACAAAUUGCAUUCUGCAAUCCUGCAGAUGUGGAAGCAUUUACUGAGGAGAAAAAACAGUCUCUUCUUGGAAAACGUCAUGGAAAGGGUGCUGAUUUUAGUCGUGCUGUACAGGAGAUAAUUGAAAGUUAUGAGAAAUUAAAAGAAGAGCCUCAGCUUGGUGAAAUUGGUUCUGCUGGUGAUGUUGCUAAUGCAGAUGUUUCAAAUCCUGUUAACUCAUCUGCCAAGGAUCAAGCUGUUGCUCAUGAGUUGACACAUACAUUACCAAUAGAUACAUCAAAUUCUAUCAACAAACAAGAGGUGGGUUGUGCCACUGAGGAUGAGUCAGCUGCUGUAUUUAAAGAUGAAUCUAAUAAUACGGAGGCAUUGUUGGGGGAGCCUACUGAUAAGACUGCUGCAGUAAAAUCACCUAAGCCAGUUACUUACUCUUCUCGAAAAAGAUCUGUGGGUGACUUGUGCCUGCCAGGCUGUGUAACAAAUAGUUACACCUCAGUACGGAGGUCUAGAAGUUCAUCACGUGCCCAAAACUUUGUGUUGCCUUGUAAUGACGGUGGAAAGAGUGCUGGUGACCCAUCAACUACUGCAACCCAGAGUGCACCUACAAGAAGGAAUAAACGUGUUAGGAAGUCACCUGAUCUUUCUGGCUGUAACAAUUUUGAAUCAUCCGCUUUUGUCUCCAAUGGCAGCAUGGAGGACAAGGACAAUAGUUCUGAAAUUAUCACAACUGAUUCGGAUACAUUUAGCUUGAAUGAUGGUAGUACAAUAGAUUCAAAUUUUAAACUUGAACUUGCUGAAACUAUUGAUUGUCCAGAACUUGAGUUGAAUAAAGGGCUUGAUCUCGAAAUAAUAUCUGUAGUCAAUAAGAAGAAAAGAAAACCGAAUAGAAAGAGGGCUGCUAAUGAUGCUUCUAUGCCAAUCAGUAGGCCAGAGGAGGAGACUUGUGUGCAGAAUGGCAGUCAAAGUUCACAGAAUAAUUGUGGAAAUUCAAAAGAAAGAUGCUUUGAACAAGAUGGAGAUGAGCACUUGCCCCUUGUGAAACGAGCAAGAGUCAGAAUGGGUAAAUCUUCUGUGGAAGCAGAACUUCAUAGCACUCAACAAUCCCAAGAAAAAAACUGUAAGGAAGAUACUAACUCAGUGCAUCAGAUGAUCACAUCCUCAAAUUGUGAGAAUAGUAGCCCUGUUGAUGGAGACUCAUCUGUGCUGAAUGGAGCUAUAGAUAACGUUUCUCCAAAAGUAUCAGUUCCAUGUUCCAACACUCAGAUUUGUAAUACUAGGAAAGAUAAAACCUUCAGCUCUGUGGACGGUGAAGCUGCUUUACCUCCAUCUAAACGCCUCCAUCGUGCUUUAGAAGCCAUGUCAGCUAAUGCUGCUGAAGAAGGUCAAGUUCAUAUGGAAGCAUCAUCCUCCAUAAUGACAUCAAGUGGUACGUGUUGUAUAUCUACUGUCAAUAGAUGUCCGAAUAUGCCCAUUAAUAAUGAAGAAGGUAAUGGUUUAGGGGCGCAAAAGUCUGAUACUUGCAACAUUGAUUCUUCUCAUAUCAAUGUGUUUAGCUCAACCAGUUCAAAUCCAUUGAUUUCAACAGAGAAUGAAUCAUCUAUCCAAGUGGAUAAGCAGUUGACCAAGAUACAACAACAUGAAACUGGCAAGGAUGUUCUCCCAGAUGCUACAGAUGAAGUUGGUGAAGAGCUUAGUGAUCAUUUGGCUUAUCAGACAGCUAAAGCAGAUUUAAAAAUUCAGUCACAUCGACAAAUUUCUCCUAAUCUUGAUUCAAAAUGUUGUGAUGUUGGAAGCAAUCAAGAUUUGCCAGAUCCAAUAUCACCACCAAAUGAUGAAGACAACAUUAGAACUCUGAAACAUUCAAAUGCAGCAUCUGAUGCAUUGGGAAACAACGAAAUAAGCCUUGACCCAGGAAUGGGUGUGAAUGAAAAUUACACUUUUUUACCUCAUAAUGCUGAUGUGCUUCGUAAUGGGGUUGCUGUAUGUGAGGAUACAGGGUGCUUGGAGAAGCCAGCAGUUGUUGAUAUUGGCACAGCAAAUGAUAUGAGAGAGGUUGUGAAAGAGGUAAAAUGUAAAGGACCAGAAGAGGAUAUGAAUUCUGUCUCAACAUCUGAUAACUGUUUGGAUGUAAAGGGUAUUUCAGACACUCGGUCAAGUCCAUCCUUGACAGAUGGGGAAGAUUGCAUUCCUCAAGGAUCACCUCCAACUACGUCUGUAUGCAAUGUUUCAACAUCAGACAGUAGUAAUAUCCUUCACAAUGGAAGUUGUAGCCCUGAUGUACAUUUACACCAGAAGCAAACUUUAUCUGGUCCUGUUGAUGGAAGUAAAGAAGGGUACGUGGCAACUCAACAAUCAAGAUGGAUGGGGAAGUCAACUGAAGCAGGGCGUGCAGCUUUGUUGUACUUCGAAGCGAUGCUUGGGACAUUGACAAGGACAAAGGAAAGUAUUGGUCGGGCAACACACAUAGCUAUUGACUGUGCAAAGUUUGGUAUUGCAGCUAAGGUCAUGGAAAUUCUUGCCCAUAGUCUGGAAAUGGAGUCUAGCCUGCAUCGGAGGGUGGAUUUGUUUUUUCUUGUAGACUCUAUUGCACAGUCUUCUCGUUGUUUAAAAGGUGAUGUUUGUGGUGUGUAUUCAUCUGCUAUUCAAGCAGUCCUUCCACGACUAUUAUCUGCUGCUGCUCCUCCUGGAAAUACUGCUCAAGAAAACCGUAGGCAGUGUCUCAAGGUUUUAAGGCUGUGGUUGGAGAGAAGAAUCCUACCAGAAUCCGUUAUUCGCCGUCAUAUCCGGGAACUGGAUUUGUAUAGCAGUUCAGCUUCUGCAGGUAUCCAUUUGCGGCGAUCAUUGAGAACAGAGAGGGCUUUGGAUGACCCUGUUAGAGAAAUGGAGGGUAUGCUUGUUGACGAAUAUGGAAGUAACUCCACUUUUCAGCUGCCUGGGUUCUUCAUGCCCCGAAUGCUUAAGGAUGAAGAUGAUGGGGAAGGGAGUGAUUCUGAUGGCGGGAACUUUGAGGCUGUCACGCCUGAGCAUGCUUCUGAAGUACAUGAAAUGACUUCUGCAAAACACAGGCAUAUCUUGGAAGAUGUUGAUGGUGAACUUGAAAUGGAAGAUGUGGCUCCCUCUAGUGAUGUUGAAAUAAGUUCAAUUUGUAAUGUUGAUAGAGGAAAUGCAGAGCAGUUUGAGAAGAAUCUGCCUGUGUCCGUUGCUCCUCCACUUCAGGAUGUGCAUUCAUCUUCCCCACCACCACCAUCAUUCCUUCCACCCCCNCCCCCCCCCCCCCCCCCACCUCCUCCGCCUCCCCCACCUCCUAUGCUACACCACAUGCCAUCUACUUCUGAUCCAUAUCACACCAUAGUUAAUUCAAAAGAUUAUACCGUUUCACAGACUCUGAAAGACAGCUCACUUCACCCUGUGGCUCAGCCCAUGGCUGCACCAACGCAUAGCCAACCUGUCAGCGAUGCAGUUCACCAUCAAGUCCCCGAAUAUAGAAUGCCAGAAUCUACUUGCUCUGUCAACAGUUUUCCUGUACCACCUCCAGACAAUUUUCGACAUAAUGAUGGUGUUACUAUGCAUAAUAAAGGGUACUCUAUACGGCCACCUCAACAUGUGCCAUCCAAUCAGUUUUCUUUUGUUAAUGGGGAACAUCAUGUGAAACAUCGAAGGGAUGUUGCUCCACCGCCUUCUUACUCCAGUAGACAACACUUUAUGCAGAACAUGGAGAGAGAGAACUUCUAUAAUAAUCAUGAGAGAUUAAGACCACCUCCUUAUGAUUACCAAGAGAGAUGGAAUCUUCCUGCGCCUUAUCCCGGUCCUCGGUACCAAGACAAAGGGGUGCCUGCCCCUUAUGGUUGUCAUCCAUGUGAAUCAACUAGAAUACCAGAUCAUGGGUGGAGAUUUCCUCCUCGGUCUAUGAAUCAAAGGAACUCCAUGCCCUUUAGACCACCCUUUGAAGAUGCGAUUCCAGUUUCAAAUAGAGGUCCGAGCUUUUGGCGGCCUAUGUGAUCAGAAAAUACCUAGAGACCAUGACUGGUAUAAGCCCACUUUUUGGGCUGGGCUCUGGCCUUGUUUAGGAAAAGGUGUUUAUGGUCCAUCAUUCUGUAAAUGCAAGAAUCCUUGGGAGGGGGUUUGGCGGAAUCUGCACAGGACAAUAUGAAUGAUCUGCUAGGUUUUGUACAUAUGUAUGUUAGCCUCUUCUGCAGAAUGCAGGGCAGGAAGAGUAAUUGUAAUUGUAGAGUUGUUGGAGACGGGUAACCUAUUUAGGUUGUCUUGUGUCAAAAAUUUUUUGCCCCAAAUUUUAUAAUUUAUUUCAUGGAAGCCCUUAUAGAAGCUAGAUCAAUAGAUACAUACAUACAAUUUUUCAGGGAAUGUUUCUUGAAAUUGUUCUCUUGAUAUAUGGAAAAACUUCUCUCUAGCAAUUCUUUCCUUU